AUGGAUACAGAAAGACAGGGAGUACAAGAAAACAAUGAGACAAUAUUGGUCACCAUGACAGGCAGUGGCUUCUGCACACCAGCAGCAGCACUGUCACAGAACAGGAGAGUUUUAAGGAAGGAUUUGAAGGAGAAUAAAGAGCUGCUCCGUUAUGAACUCGAUGAUGGGGCUAGAGCGUCCCUCGCUCAGCGCUUGCCCGGCAAGUUUGACUGGCAUGGCGGCGGCGGGAAGCCCGGCGGGGUGAGUGAGGGGCGCUGCCGUUAUUGCCCCUUCUCCCCGGGGCGGAGCCCGAGCGGGCCCUUCGCCCCGCCUAAGUGUGCGCUAACCGCGUGCCCGUGUUUGUGUAGGGUGCCCCCGGGAGCGGAGGGAGCUGCUGAACCGGAUGGGAGCGCGGGGGCGAGGCCUAAAGGUGGAAGAGUUGUGAAGGCUCGCUACCUUCAAUAUGAUAGAAAACCUGUGGGGAAGAAUACCUCAGCAAAUUCCUCUGUAGUGUCUGGUGUAAAAAGAUCUGAAAAAGGGGAAACCCCAACUGGAAGAAAAGGUCUUUUUCAGAAAUGCAAAGCCACCACAAGCACUGCCCCUAGCACACUAAAUCGUACUAUCUUGGGAAAAGAUGACUUGCAGUCCACUUUAUUAGAGGGCCAUAAAAUUGCUCGACCUGACCUGGAUCUCUCAGCUAUUAAUGACAAAAGUCUCUUAAAAAAGAUUCCUGGUUCAAAGUCUCUCUUCAGAGCAGAAUCAAGAACACGAAAAAAAGAACAGAAUUCAAAAUCUUCUGAUCCUGAUGAUGUGAUUGGGAUGUUGGAAUCUCAGGCAUUGCUAUUAAUCUAUGCAUCAAUGAAGAUAGAAAAAAAUAUUGCCCAGCUGGAGGAGAAAGGUGAAAGAAACUUAUCAAUAUUGUGUGAAGAAAAGGAAAAACAGCAAAAAAAGCUGUACGAGCUGAAACGCCAACUAUUGCUCAAGAAGAGAGAGCAGAAGCUUGAAGAAGUGCUGGAUAAACAGAUUGAAGUCCUUGCUCCUCUUCUUACUGUCUGUGAACAGUUUAAGGAGGAGUAUAAAACCUUUGCGACUGCCCUGGAUACCACUAGACAUGAGCUUCCCAUGAAGAACAUUCACAUAGAAGGAAAUAGACACACAUAUUUGGAGGAUUUACAAAAGCAUUUAGCUGUCACACAAAGUCUUUUGGUGGAAGCUGCGCCUGGCUACUUGGAAGAAAAUUCAAAGGCAUUCCCAGUACUGAAAGAACUUAAGGAAGUUGCUCUCAAAAUGGAUGCAGAACUUGAAAGGAGCUUCAAGAAAGUACAGGACCUGUCCUUUGAAGUCAGUAAGGAAGUUUCUUUGCAUAACCAAAAAGUCUGUGAAGAGACCCAUGGAAUAGAGACCCUGAAACACUGGUACUUCGAUUAGCUUUGAAAUGUUCCUCAGUUAGUGACUUGAACACCUGUGGAUGCUAAACCAAGGCCAGGGAGCUGCACAGAAAAACAGAAUAAAGUUAAGGACAUCUGGCUGGUACAUUUCCUCACUUAAACGUAUGAUAAUUAUAAUACAUUCAUGAGACAUGAUGUGGAGCAUUCUUAUAACUGAACCAACAUGGCAUGAGUCCCUCAUUUUAGACUCAAACCCUCAGGCCUACAUCCUUUGUGGAAGCUCAUUGUCGGUUGGUCACUUAAAUGCUCAAAUGUGGAGUAAGAGCUAUAGGAAAUGUUACUGUUGACACAUUCAGUGCACGCAUCCAAUUUGUUUGUUUUCCUUGUGCCUCAUCUCAGCUGCAGCAGGGCAAGAGAUCUCUUCCCAAGGGAAAUGUGGCUCAGAGGUCAUUGUGUCAAUAUGUAGUUGCAGGAGCAAAUGUGUAUGCGACUGUGCAUUAUUGACAGUAGCCUGCAAGAGGGAUGCCUGAGCUAAUGCAGUGUGCACUGGUCAUUCAGUGAGGAAGUGUAGCAGGAAGUCUAAUCGCCCCUUUCCUAUGUGAUUUGGCAAGAGGAAAAGUCCAGAGAGAUGGCUAUCACUCUGUGGUAGUUAAAUCAAAUGAUGUUGAAGGGGGUGAACUGAUCACUGACUUCCCUGUAAUAUUGUGUUUGGCAAAGCUUGAAAACCUCGUGCUUAAAUUCUUGUUCUGUAUCUUAGUACUUCUUUUGUAUUAGGUUAGGUUUUGUUUGGAAGGAGAUCUAAUAUAUCUUUCUAAAACUUACUCUUGUCACUAAUGGCCUUAUUGUACAGUUCACUCUUGCCAGGUCUUGGAGAAGGUCGUGUACAACUUCCCAGAGCCCUUUAAAUACACACAAAUGUAAAAUAAACUUAUUUCCUGAACUGUCUGUUCUGUUUCCCCAUAUUAUUACUUUCUACAAGUU
This is a messenger RNA of Emys orbicularis (European pond turtle), 2348 nucleotides long. RefSeq names its product HAUS augmin like complex subunit 8 (gene HAUS8). The record is from RefSeq and is a predicted model, not a curated record. Gene Ontology annotation, molecular function: microtubule binding. Gene Ontology annotation, biological process: spindle assembly; centrosome cycle. Lineage: Eukaryota; Metazoa; Chordata; Testudines; Emydidae. Gene Ontology annotation, cellular component: centrosome; cytoplasm; nuclear microtubule.